Molecule: messenger RNA, 652 nt
Organism: Vombatus ursinus (common wombat)
Lineage: Eukaryota; Metazoa; Chordata; Mammalia; Diprotodontia; Vombatidae
Product: E3 ubiquitin-protein ligase RNF135-like
Exons: 3
Biological process (GO): protein monoubiquitination; DNA damage tolerance
Cellular component (GO): nucleus; Rad6-Rad18 complex
Molecular function (GO): single-stranded DNA binding; metal ion binding; ubiquitin protein ligase activity
Source: RefSeq, a predicted model, not a curated record
AUGGCUGGCGUUGGGUUGGCCUUUCCGACCUCUGGUGUUCUGGUCUGGCUGUCUGAGGAUGACCUGAGCUGCGGAAUCUGCCAAACCCUCUUCUCCUGCCCCACCACGUUGCCUUGCGGCCACAGCUUCUGCAGCUACUGCAUCGAGCGCCACUGGUCACACCUGGGCCGGUCCCGGGGAGGCGCAGCCAGGGAUGGUGGCCCCGGAGUGCUGGGGACCCAGGGGACAGGCUGGCUUUGUCCCGUCUGCCGCAAGGAGGUCUGUAUGAGCCCCUGGCUGAAAAAAAACACGGCCCUUCAGGACGUGGUGGACAAGUACAACAAAGCCCUGAAGGAGGGGUCGGAGCCCUGGGAUCCCUGCCCAAAUCACCCGCCAACGCUACAGGAACCAAAACCCAUGAAAAGGAGAAUCAAUGAAGUCCGUCAGGAACUGGAGGGCCUGUUAGAACAGUUCAUUUCUGGAAUCACCAAACUUCAGCGUUUGGGACCCCUUGAGACAGGGAUGUCAGAGGACUUGAUCACCCAGGAGAAGCUGAAGAAUCCCAACAUAUUUCAAAGAACCAUCGAUGAAAUCAACAAUGAUAUCAAAGAACUGAAGAAAAAAAUUCAGGAAAAGUUAAUAUGGGAAGAAGAUCCCAGCAAAAUAGCAAAUG